This is a messenger RNA of Suillus discolor, 930 nucleotides long. RefSeq lists its product as uncharacterized. The record is from RefSeq and is a predicted model, not a curated record. The coding region runs from base 1 to 930 and encodes 309 amino acids. The transcript has a single exon. NCBI's taxonomy places the organism in Eukaryota, Fungi, Basidiomycota, Agaricomycetes, Boletales, Suillaceae.
AUGUUUCUCAUUAAACAGCCUUCUGUCAAAUCUCAUGUCCUGAACUAUGAACUUUGUCCACCCCUUGAUCUCAUGCAUGACCUUGAUUCGUACUCUGCUUAUUAUGAUCCUCUCUAUUAUCCUCAUUAUCAUCCAGAAAUCUUCUCUACACCUGAAAAUUUCUGUGCCUGGCUUCAAGCUUCCCUUUCAUUCCAUGGUGAUGUGUGUGGCUCCUGUCGUCCUCUUUACAAGUCGACCGCAGUCAUCUAUGAUGGAUCUGCGUUGUGUGUGCAUGUUGAUGAUACUUCCAUGAUGCUUGCUUGCUCCCACUUUGAGUCUCCUUUGUAUUCCCACUGCAGUGUGUUUCACCGCCAUGCGUCUUUUCACAUUGCAGCAACUAGCUCACCUGGAGCACAUCAUGUCAGCGCUGCUUCCUGUAUGGCUGCUCAUGUUGACGAUGAUCCUGGUUGGUUUACUUACCCUGAUGAUUGUGUGCGUUCCCAUCUCCUUGCACUGUCAGCUCCGAUUUUGAGUUCUGCCAUGCGCCCCCUGUGUCAACGCAGAUCCCUUGUGCCAUGCAACAAGAACAACUGCAUUGAUUUCAUCAUGAGGCAUUUUUCUGCACACAAGACACAGCUUUCCGUCUUGAUGCCGGAUGAUUUCCUGGAUCACUUGACUUCGACUGUGGUCCCUUUUGGAUGUCCCAGAACUCGUGUUUCCAUACUUGCUGCCAAAUUUCAAAACCUGUAUAGCGAGCAGGUAGCGAGUGCAUUACGUGCACCACCUGAUGUUGUGGGUGUAUAUGAUGUGCCCACUGUGUUGUCUGCAGCAUCUGUUAGCAUCUCCAUGCCAUGGUUAACUGUCUCCCUUGAUGAUCUAACUCGCAGACUGGAAAAGCUGUCCAGAGCUGAGAUCCAACUAUGUCUUCAUAGACUACCGUCUACCUUUUGA